AUGUCUAGCAAGCCCGUGGAGGUGCCUGACUGGGGAGAUGGCCUGGAACCCAUUGCCAUUGUAGGGAUUGGCUGUCGAUUCCCGGGAGAGUGCUCCACGCCAUCCAAGCUAUGGGAUCUCCUGAAAGAGGGCAAGUCAGCCAACUCAGACCUGCCGAAGAACCGAUUUGAUAUUGAUACCUGGUAUCACCCACGAACGGGCCGGCCAGGAAGCAUCCACACCCGUGGAGGCUACUUUCUCAGUCACCACGAUGACUUUCGUCAGUUUGAUCCCUCCUUUUUCGGCAUCAGCCCACUGGAAGCUGCGACCAUGGAUCCCCAGCAGCGCAAGUUGCUCGAGGUCGUCUAUGAGAGCUUUGAGAAUGCCGGGGCCACUCUGGAAGAUCUCAGUGGCUCCAAGACUUCGUGCCAUGUGGGCUGCUUCACACACGACAUGACCAAUAUGAAUGUGCGUGAGGCCGAGUAUGGGACGCCGUACCAAAUGACGGGCAGCGAUAUGACCAUCUUGAGCAACCGGAUCAACUAUGUCUUCAACCUGAAGGGUGCCAGUGCCACGGUUGAUACUGCCUGCUCGAGUUCGCUGUAUGCACUUCACAUGGCUUGUCAGGGCCUCUUGUCCGGCGACGUCGAUGCCGCCGUGAUUGGCGGCACCAAUCUGAUAGUGGGAGUGGAGCAGCAGAUUGCGAGCGCGAGACUGGGCGUCCUCUCCCCCACCUCCACGUGCCACACCUUUGACGAAAGUGCCGAUGGUUUUGGCAGAGGUGACGGCAUAUGUGCCAUUUACUGCAAGAGACUGUCGACAGCGCUCGCCGACGAGGAUCACAUUCGCGCCGUCAUCCGAUCGACYGCAGUCAACACCAAUGGCCGGAGUCAAGGAAUCAACCAUCCGAGCGUAGAGGGUCAGGAGGCUGUGAUACGCAUGGCCUACGCCAGAGCUGGUCUCGAUUUCGACGACACUGGCUAUUUUGAGUGCCACGGGACGGGGACCCCCGUUGGAGACCCCAUUGAAGUUGCCGCCGUCGCAAAUGUGUUUGCUGCUGGCCGAACGGUGGAGAACCCUCUGCUUCUUGGCUCGGUCAAGACCAAUAUUGGACACACCGAGGGAGCGAGUGGCCUUGCGAGCAUUGUCAAGGCGGUCUUGAGUAUCGAGCAUGGCGUAAUCCCUCCUACUGUGGGCAUCAAAUCCCUUAAUCCAGCGAUUGAUUUCAAAGGUGGUCGAUUGGCUGUUGUGCAAACCCCUAUGCCAUGGCCAAGCGGGCUACUGAAGCGAGUGAGCAUCAAUUCCUUCGGAUACGGGGGUAGUAACGCCCAUUGUCUGGUCGAGUCCAAGGCCAUUUUACUGAAUCCCUCCUCAUCCCGACCGGCUUCAAUCACCGACGGGGUCGAGGCUCCUCUGGCUGCCCAACCCGACAUUAGCAUAUCCCACGUCGUCGAGGGUAAUGACGGUACGAUUAGCAUGCAAGGUGACAAUGUGCAUAGUCAGGUCAAUCACAGAUAUCUUUUGCCCUUCUCAGCUCACGACCAGCCCACCCUGGAGAGGAACAUCUCCGCUCUUGCCGGUGUGGCGAACGGGCUUUCCGCUUCUGAUAUCGCACACACCCUGUCAUACCGAAGAACGAGACAUCGUAGCCAUGCGUUUGCCAUUGUUAGCGCUACCGAACUUGGUUCGCAACCCUUGUCCGGCGGGACGAAGUACCUACCUCCGACAACUGCCAGAAAGCCAGUCGUCGCCUUCGUAUUCACAGGCCAAGGAGCGCAAUGGCCCCGCAUGGGUCUUGCGCUAAUUCAGCAAUACCCUAUCUUCAGGAAGACCAUUGAGAGUUUACAGUCAGUAUUGGAUGAUCUUCCAACGCCACCGAAAUGGCGAAUAUUGGACGAGUUGUCCAAGUCGGCCCAGGAUAGCAAGGUUCAAGACACUGCCCUCUCCCAGCCGCUGUUUACGGCAGUCCAGAUCGCUACGACGGUUCUUCUCGCGUCGUGGGGAAUCGAACCAAAAGCUGUUGUCGGCCAUUYCCUCGGAGAGGUGGCAGCUGCAUUCGCCUCAGGCCUACUGGAUGCCGGAGAAGCGAUAGCGGUGGCGUAUUAUCGUKGGAUCUCUGUGGCAGCCCGACAUACACAUGGUGCCAUGAUGGCAGUCGGACUGGGUGCCGUGGAGGUGGCACGGUACAUCGAAGACCAGCCAGAUAUCGUGAUAGGAUGCCAGAAUUCUCCUCAGAGUGUAACUCUCAGCGGUGGCGACGCUGCGAUCGACCAAGUGCGCGACGCCCUGGUCAACGACGGCGUCUUUGCUCGAAAGCUCAACACCGCCCAUAAUGCCUACCACUCGCACCUCGUCAAGGAGGCCGGUCAAUACUUUCAAGACUGUUUUAAGCAUUCCUUUUCUGACCUUAGGCACGUCGCCAGAUCAUCGACAGCCCCAAUGUACUCGGGCAUUACAGGAAAGGUUAUCGAAAGUCAAGAAGACGUCGUCGGCGUUGGKUACUGGAGGAAAAGCCUGGAGAGUCCUGUGCUUUUUCCUCAGGCUCUCUCCAACUUGCUACAGUCCCAGCCCGCCGUGAACUGCUUGGUCGAGAUUGGCCCACACUCGUCACUCUCUUCGCCAAUUCGAGAAAUUAGAUCUUCGCUCGGACUGUCUGCAGAAGAUCUGACCUACUUUCCAAGUCUUGUGCGCGGUGAAGAUGGUGUUGAGAAUGCAUUGAAGCUGGCCGCCUCUCUGUUCGCUUCAGGCUUUCCUAUUAAUAUGAGCGCGAUUAACGGCAAGGGAAAGUUUCUUCCAUAUUUGCCACCCUACCAAUGGAACUACGAUGAAGACAUGCCUGUGUCCGAAAACAGGCUGAGUCGCCAGCUUCGCUACCGCAAGCACCCUCGUCACGACCUUUUGGGAAGUCGCCAGCUGGGAAACUCAAGCUUCAGCGCAGAAUGGCGGAACAGACUCAAUUUCAUCAAGGACGUCCCUUGGAUUUCCGAUCAUCUGGUCGGAGACGACGUGAUAUUCCCAGCAGCCGGGUACGUGGCCAUGGCCAUUGAAGCCGCCACUCAAAUCGCUGAACUCCAAGGCGUGGCCGUCCAGGGUUAUAGAUUUCAACGACUCUACAUCAAAGCUCCGCUCAUUCUCUCUCCAGAGGGUGAGGUCGAGACUCUCUUCAACCUGCGUGUUCUUGACGAUACUCCCUCUCACCGAGGCAAGUCUUGGUUUCACUUCAGUCUAAGCACAGUGAAUGCUGACGCAGUGAAUGCUGACGACAAAUGGACCGAGCAUGCUGCUGGCAAGAUCACUCUGGAAAGAUCAAAUGAGUCUACACCUACCAAUAAACUGGAAGUCCUGGGGCAUCGAGGAGGUGAGAACGAAGAAAGUAGCGAUCGGCGAUGGUACUCGACGAUGGCAAACAUCGGACUGCGUUAUGGGCCCAGCUUUCGCCCGCUCAAGGAUAUCCGCACCACAGCACAGACAGGUGAUGCCAUGUCAUACAUCAAUCUUCAACCGACAAAAGGUUUGAUGGUACAAGAGUCGCGAUACAUGAUACAUCCGGCCACAAUAGAUGGCUGCUUGCAACUUGCUGUUAUCGCGGCUCACAAUGGCGAUGUCAAGGAAAUCGGCAAGGCAUAUUUGCCAACGGUCAUUGACGAUCUCGCAGUGUGGCAGACAGAUGAUGCCUCUACCCUCCAACCCAAUGGCAUACUCCACAGCCAUGGUGUACGGAGAGGUAUGCGUUCGGCUCAUGGAACAUCGGAUCUGUACACCACAAAUGGUCGACAGCUUCUCCACGUCGCCAUAUCAUUCUUCUCGCUUGAAGGAAGCUUUGGCAGCACUGCCAGUCAAAAGCCUCGUCAACCAUAUACUCGCCUUAUUUGGCAGCCAGACAUUGACAGAGUAUCUAUUCGCGAACUCUACCCAAGUGGCGCCAGUACCAGUGACGGCUUUUGGAUCGAACUGGCCAACGUUGUCAAGCUCAUCGCGCACAAGGAACCUCGACUCAAGAUUAUAGAGAUCGGUGCCGGCGCUGGAGGCGCAACAACGGCAGUGCUUGCUGCUCUACAAGCGAGCUCUCUGAACCCACGCUUUGUUCAGUACACGUUCACAGAUACCAAUACUGCUUUCCUGGACGCAGCCCAGGAAAAAUUUGACAAUGUCAAAAAUAUGGAUUUUCGCGCCCUGGACAUCGAGCGAGACCCGUUGAGUCAAGGGUUCGCUGCCGGAACCUACGAUAUUGUGCUUGCAUCCAAUGUCAUUCACGCGGCCAAGAGUAUUGAUGACACCUUGGCGCAUUGCAAACGCCUCCUCAAGCCUGAUGGACGUCUUAUAAUCGUCCAGACGACCGGAGAGCGUACUCCGACCACGUCCCAACUUGGAUCCCUGCCUGAAUUCCAGCAAGCCGAACAUGAUGGCCGUGUCGACAGCUCAUUCUUGUCCAAGGAAGGCUGGAACAGCCGCCUGUUGGAUGCUGGCUUUUCUGGCACUAACAUUCUGCUGAACGACUACACUGGUGACAUCUCAUCCAACAGCAUCAUAGUCUCCAACGUGGGACAGGGCGUGCAGAAGGAAGCAGGAACGGAGAAGCUAUGGCUUGUCUAUCGAAACAUUCCACACCCGUUGAUCAGGGACAUCGAGUCGCGAGCGAAAGCUCAUGGCCUCGAAACAGAACUCACUCCACUAGUCACCCCAAACCUUCAAGUUACAAAGGGAGAUCGCAUCAUUAUGCUGGCAGAACUCGAAGGUCCGCUGCUGAGUAACAUGACGCAGGCGGAGAUGGAUGGUGUCAAGAUGUUGUUCAAAACCGCCUCAUCGGCAGUCUGGGUGACAAAUGGUGGACUCCUGAAGGGAAAGGUUCCUCAGCACUCGCUCAUUUUUGGGAUCGCGAAGAGCAUAAUCACUGAACUGCCUUCGAUCAGAAUUUCAAGCAUUGACCUCGACGUGGGAGGGAACAGUAGCCCUCGUUCAGCCGAGCUCAUCAUCUCACACGAACGAUCUCUCCGCACCGAUGACGACCGAGUCCUGGAUACUCAACUCAUUGAAUCAGACGGGAUUACAUACAUCAGUCGCUACAUCGUUGAUCCGCUUGAGAACGCUGAUUUCUCACGCCAGCUCAAGCCAACUCCUGAGAUUUCCCAGCUUCGAGGUGGAUUCAGACUUGCUUUCCAGGACGUCGGGCAGAUUGAAAGUUUCUACUUCAAAGAGAAGCUGCCUUCCCUCGUUACUCUCCGAGACAAUGAGGUUCAACUCACCCCAACAGUGUACAAUCUUGACAAAAGAGAGGCCCGCGUGCUCAAAGGUCUUCAAGAGGCGGACGAGUUCAGUCACGUGUGCGUUGCUACCGUGAAAGAUGUCCCAUGCAGCGCAACCAAGUUGAAAAUUGGCCAGCAAGUGAUCUGCUUCUCUCCUGCCAAUUUCGACAGCUCCUUUAUUGCGCACGAGGCCACCUGCGAAGUACUUCGCGCAAACGAUGAUUCUGAAAAGAUGGUCUCGUCUCUUCUGGUCUCGUCUCUUCUGGUCUCGUCUCUUCUGCCUUACUGCAGCGCYUUCUAUGCGCUGAGCAAUCUCGCCCGUGUCCAGAGAGGGCAGACGGUUCUGAUCCACCGGAUAUCGGGAUCUAUUGGUACUGCCACCGUCCGUCUUGCGCUGCUAUUCGGGGCUAGAGUGAUUGUUACCUUCGAAUCGGCGGAGAAGCAGCUUUUGCUGUCGUCCAGAUAUCCAGAACUUGCUGAGUGUCACUUGGCAGUCGCAGGCUCCGAGGCGUUGAGAAAAUUGAUAUGUGCGACGAACAAAGGACUCGUUGAUGUCGCCAUCGUCUCGCCUGGAGCUCCCGAAUUUCCCGAGAUAUGGGCGUCUCUGGCGAGCAACGGGAGACUCAUUUGUGUCGGCGACUCAGACCUUCCCAACCUUUCUCUGCUUGACCCUUCUGUCCUCUCGAGGGGUGUGUCUCUGACUUCCUUUGAUCUCUUCGACAUGGUCAAGACUCAACCCGAGGAGGUUGGAAAACUUGCACGCAAGAUCAUUCUUCUUCUAAGGGACGAGGUCAUCUCACCCAUUGCACCCGAGGCGUCCUACGACGUUCUUGAGCUACCAGCAGCUGUUGCAAUGGCUGUUCACCCGGAAACCACUUCGAGUGUACUCCUCAAAUAUGCAGACGGCUGCGUUGCGCCUAUUCACGAGCCGUAUCGGACCGUCACAUUUCCGCAUACGGCCUCGUAUCUCCUCGUCGGAUGCCUCGGAGGAUUGGGUCGGAGUUUGGUGAUGUGGAUGUUAGGCAGGGGAGCACGGCACUUUCUGUUUUUGUCGAGAUCCGGUGCCGAUAAGCCCGAAGCCGCGAGACUCAUACAGGAGCUUCAGGAAUUCGCAGCAACACGCAACGAGGAAAUGACCGUCACGAUUGCGAGGGGAGACGUUGCGAAGCGUGCAGAUGUUGAACGUGCAAUCUCCAUGGCAAAGACGCCAAUCCGCGGGGUGAUGCAACAGGCUAUGUUUCUAAAGGAUUCGCUCUUUGAUGAUAUGAGUCUUGAAACGUGGCAAGCAGUUCUGGACCCAAAGGUGCAAGGCACAAUCAAUUUGCACGAGGCGCUCAUAGACGAACCGCUCGACUUCUUUGUAAUGACAAGUUCAUUAUUGGGCACUACAGGRGCCUCGACUCAGAGCAAUUAUGCCGCGGCCAAUGCUUUUCUGGAUCACAUGGCUCGUCACAGAUGUAACUUGGGCUUGCAGGCUUGCUCUAUUGCGCUUGGCAUGAUUGUGGAGGUUGGCCACGUUGAAGCUCAUCCAGAGGUUGAGAAGGCGCUACGACGCAACGGAGGGUAUGGUAUUCCUGAGAAUGAGUAUCUGAAAAUGAUGGACGUCGCUUGUCGGCGACGAGCUCCGACACGGAUGUCUUGGGAAUGGGACAGCUGGGCCCAAUCUCACAUAGUCACUGGGAUGGAACCCGGGAAACUCACCAAAGCUGGAGGCAAGUCGUGGUGGCUUCGGGAUAAUCGAUUCCGGAGUCUUGUCAUAGCCAUCACAGGCGCAAGCGACAGCACAGAACUUUCAGGCUCGGAUGCGAAGAAGCAAACGACCGCGACGUUGCGAGCGGCAGCAGACGCGAAUGGUGAGACCGGUGUGUUGAAGGCCUUGGAGGAAUUGGUCUUGCAACGACUCUCCAAGCUGGUGCUCGUACCUAUCGAAAAGCUCCUUCCGUCAAUKGGCCGUCCGCUGGCGGAGAUUGGUAUGGACAGUAUGAUCACCGCUGAGUUGCGUACGUGGGCGUGGAGAGAGCUUCGUGCGGAUGUUCCCUUCAUGGCACUUCUUGAGGGUGGGAUGUCGAUUGCUGGUCUGGUGGAUCUGAUUUGGGAGAAGAUGGACCCUGCUGUGUGGAAGAUGGAGGCAUAG
Ramularia collo-cygni is the source of this 7356-nucleotide messenger RNA. RefSeq lists its product as uncharacterized. The coding region runs from base 1 to 7356 and encodes 2451 amino acids. The record is from RefSeq and is a predicted model, not a curated record. The transcript is spliced from 3 exons. NCBI's taxonomy places the organism in Eukaryota, Fungi, Ascomycota, Dothideomycetes, Mycosphaerellales, Mycosphaerellaceae. Gene Ontology annotation, molecular function: phosphopantetheine binding; oxidoreductase activity; fatty acid synthase activity. Gene Ontology annotation, biological process: secondary metabolite biosynthetic process; fatty acid biosynthetic process.